Erigeron canadensis is the source of this 1594-nucleotide messenger RNA. RefSeq names its product cytochrome P450 Tp4149-like. Bases 11 to 1528 code for a protein of 505 amino acids. The transcript has 2 exons. Lineage: Eukaryota; Viridiplantae; Streptophyta; Magnoliopsida; Asterales; Asteraceae. The record is from RefSeq and is a predicted model, not a curated record. Gene Ontology annotation, molecular function: heme binding; iron ion binding; monooxygenase activity.
UUAUACAACUAUGUACUCCAUACAAACUUCCUUUGUUUUUCCUGUUUCUAUCAUUAUCAUUUCCAUAUUCUUAAAAUGUAUUUCAUCUUAUUUUAGAAGAAACAACAAAAACUCACCACCAGGUCCACCAAAACUCCCAUUAAUUGGAAACCUCCAUCAAUUAGGCUCGAGCCCGCACCGGGCUCUCCUAGAGAUGGCUAAGAAACAUGGUCCAGUUAUACUGGUCCAUUUAGGUAGUGUGCCAAUGCUUGUAGCAUCCUCAACUGAAAUAGCUCAAAAAAUUUUAAAAACUCAUGAUUUAGCCUUUUGCAAUAGACCCAUAUUAAAAGUUGCUAACACAAUCUUGUAUGGCUCUAAAGACAUAGCCUUUUGUCCUUAUGGGGAACAUUGGAGACAAAUGAAGAGCAUUGCAGUGCUCCAACUCUUAAGCAAUAAACGAGUUCAAUCGUUUCGAAAAGUAAGAGAAGAAGAGACGGAUUAUAUGAUUAGUAAGAUUGAGGAAAGUUGUGGCUCUUUGGUUAAUUUAAGUGACUUGUUUGUUUCACUUACAAAUAGUGUAGUUUGUAGGGUGGCCUUAGGAAAAACGUAUCGCGGGUUAAAGUUUAAGAACUUGUUGGAAAAGUUAAUGGAUAUUUUGGGGGUUCUUAGUGCAGGGAGUUAUAUUCCAUGGUUGUCAUGGUUGGAUCAUUAUAAUGGUUUACAACGAAUGACAAAUGAAGUCGCGAAAGAAUUUGAUGAGCUUCUUGAGGGUGUUCUUGAAGAACAUAUAAAUAAAAACAGAAUGGCCCAUAAUGUUGGUGAUCAUGGAGAUGAUGAAUAUGAUGGCCAAGAUUUAGUUGACAUUUUGCUUGAUGUUCAAAGAGAAAAAACAGGUAGCUUUGUAGUGGACAAAGAUACAAUUAAAGCUGUCAUAUUGGAUGUUUUCGCGGCUGGAACAGAUACAACAUCCACAAAUAUAGAAUGGGCAGUAAGCGAGCUAGUAAAACAUCCGCAAGUAAUGAAAAAACUACAACAAGAAGUAACAGCAAUAGCAAAUGGGCGACCCAUGAUUAUUGAGGAGGAUUUAGACAAAAUGAAGUACCUAAAGGCCGUAAUCAAAGAGACCCUAAGGAUCCAUAUUCCACUCCCACUACUUGUUCAAAGAGAAUCCAUUAAAGAUGUCAAACUUAUGGGGUAUGACAUUCCAAUAGGUACACGAGUGGUUAUUAACGCUUGGGCGCUAGGAAGAGAUCCUUCGCAAUGGAAUGAUCCAGAUGAGUUUAAACCCGAAAGGUUUUUGAACAGUUCAAUUGACUAUAAAGGGUUCCAUUAUCAGUUUAUUCCGUUUGGUUCUGGCAGAAGAGGGUGUCCGGGGAUUCAAUUUGCUAUAGCGGUUAAUGAGCUUGCUAUAGCAAAUUUAGUGUAUAAAUAUGAUUUGUCAUUGCCGGAUGGAAAACGAGGAGAAGAGUUAGACAUGACAGAGAUCACCGGGCUUACGACUCAUAGGAAGUCACCUUUACUACUUGUAGCCACUCCUCGCGUGUUGUAGUUGCUUGUCAUUUGCUAUGAUUAUAUCUUCGGCCUUAUUUUGUAGCAACUCAUGGAAUAAAUUGAA